AGUGACAGUUCAUUUAACUCUACCACUACCACUAGCUGCUGCAGCUCACAGACACAUCACACCAUUCCCUCUUUCUCCUUUUAAAUUACAGAAAGGCAACAGCAAAAGAUUUCAUUACUCUAUUUUGGUUUUAUCCUUUCUUCUUCUCUUUUUUCUGUCUCUCACUCACUACAGGAGAAGAAGAUUAAAGGUAGAACAGAAUAUACCUUUAAUGGCGCCGUGAGUUUGUUUCAGCAGAUCUCUCCUCCCAUUAUUUCUUCACAGAGAACGAAGAGAUUAAAUAGAACCUGAAAAAGUGAGAUUGAGAGAGAGGUUGGACUGAAAUCAAGAAAGAGAUGAGGCAAACAAAGAUACUCUGUUCUUUGGUCUUCUCAUUGUUCUUAUUUGUUACAUUUGUUUACGGUGAAGAUCCUUAUCGAUUCUUCACAUGGAAGGUCACAUUUGGUGAUAUCUAUCCUCUUGGUAUUAAACAACGGGGUAUCUUGAUAAAUGGGCAAUUUCCUGGUCCAAGAAUCGAGUGUGUGACAAAUGACAACCUGAUUAUUAGUGUUCAUAAUGAGCUCAAUGAACCUUUCCUCCUCUCCUGGAACGGUAUACAGCACAGAAGAAACUCAUGGCAGGAUGGGCUUUCAGGUACUAAUUGUCCCAUUCCACCAGGAAAAAACUUCACUUAUGUUCUCCAAGUGAAGGAUCAAAUUGGUAGCUUCUUCUACUUCCCAUCACUUGCUAUGCACAAGGCUGCAGGAGGUUUUGGUGGUAUUGCCAUCUGGAGUCGCCCAAGAAUUCCUGUUCCUUUUCCUCCUCCUGCUGGUGAUUUUACUUUACUGGCAGGUGAUUGGUUCAAGAGAAAUCACACUUAUUUGAGGGCUAUUUUGAAUAGAGGACACAAAUUUCCUGCUCCUGAUGGACUCCUCAUCAAUGGUCGUGGAUGGAAUGGUUACACCGUCACAGUUGAUCAAGGGAAGACAUACCGGUUAAGGAUAUCGAAUGUGGGGCUCACCACAUCCAUCAACUUCAGAAUCCAAGGGCACAAAAUGAAAUUAGUUGAGGUGGAAGGAUCUCACACUCUACAGAAUACCUAUACUGCACUUGACAUUCAUGUUGGCCAGUCAUAUUCUGUCUUGGUCACAGCCGAUCAACCUGCCAUGGAUUACUACAUGGUUGUUUCAUCACGCUUCACCAAACCAGUUCUCACAACCACAGCCGUUCUUCACUAUAGUAAUUCAUUUAAAGGAGUUUCUGGUGCCCUCCCUUGGGGUCCUACCGAUCAGAUUGCUUGGUCACUCAGCCAAGCCAGAUCUAUCAGGUGGAACCUGACAGCGAGUGGGCCAAGACCCAAUCCUCAAGGUUCCUACCAUUAUGGGUUGAUAAAACCUGCCCGUACAAUCAGGCUCGCAAACAGUGCACCUAUAAUUAAUCGCAUGCAGAGGUAUGCUGUCAACAGGGUGUCCUAUGUCCCAACUAGCACACCUUUAAAGCUUGCGGAUUACUUUAAGAUUGGAGGCAUCUUCAGUGUCGGAUCCAUUUCUGAUUACCCCACUGGUGGUGGUGCUUACCUCCAGACUUCUGUCAUGGGAGCCGAUUUCCGGUCAUUCGUUGAGAUUGUGUUUGAGAAUUAUGAAACUACUGUUCAGUCGUGGCAUAUCGAUGGUCAUUCAUUCUUCGUCGUGGGGAUGGAUGGAGGUCAAUGGGCGCCAGCCAGUAGAAAAGGUUACAAUUUGAGAGACACGGUUUCCAGAUGCACAACUCAGGUUUAUCCCAAGUCAUGGACUGCAAUUUAUAUGGCCUUGGACAAUGUAGGGAUGUGGAACAUAAGAUCUGAGGACUGGGCUAGACAAUAUUUAGGUCAACAAUUUUAUCUCCGCGUCUUCUCUCCAGCGAAUUCAUGGAGGGAUGAGUACCCAAUCCCAAAGAAUGCUCUUCUUUGUGGUAAAGCUGCUGGUCGGCACACUAGGCCUUUCUAAUCUUGUUUAGACAACAUGUAGCAAGGAAUUCUGUCACGAAAGGGUGUCAGGUUCUUUAUAUAGGAGGCAAUGUUACAUUGCAUUAUUUCUUACUUCAGUGCACGCGGCUCAACUUGAGCACCUAUUACAUACAUUAUUUCUCUGCAAUAAUUUUUAUAGGCUUACAUUGCAUUAUUACUUGAUGCAUUUUGUAGUGCCUAUUCAUAUUCUUUUGCUCUAGGCAUUAUUUUAUACUUAGUCGCAUUCUUCAUUCUUGUAACUGGAUUCUAAUGUGAUAAAUAUUGAGCCGCUUGACAUUUCAAUUUA
This is a messenger RNA of Papaver somniferum (opium poppy), 2270 nucleotides long. RefSeq names its product L-ascorbate oxidase homolog. The coding region runs from base 336 to 1964 and encodes 542 amino acids. NCBI's taxonomy places the organism in Eukaryota, Viridiplantae, Streptophyta, Magnoliopsida, Ranunculales, Papaveraceae. The record is from RefSeq and is a predicted model, not a curated record. The transcript is spliced from 8 exons. Gene Ontology annotation, molecular function: copper ion binding; oxidoreductase activity.